Messenger RNA from Physeter macrocephalus (sperm whale), 1786 nucleotides. It is a transcript of the gene RGP1, whose product is annotated as RGP1 homolog, RAB6A GEF complex partner 1. Bases 246 to 1421 code for a protein of 391 amino acids. The transcript is spliced from 9 exons. NCBI's taxonomy places the organism in Eukaryota, Metazoa, Chordata, Mammalia, Artiodactyla, Physeteridae. The record is from RefSeq and is a predicted model, not a curated record. Gene Ontology annotation, cellular component: Golgi membrane; Ric1-Rgp1 guanyl-nucleotide exchange factor complex. Gene Ontology annotation, biological process: retrograde transport, endosome to Golgi.
GCCGCGGUGAUUAGCUGGCCCUGCCAAAGAGCGACUGGGCCCACGGAGAGGGGAGGAGCCCCCGGGACCAGCCCGUCAGGCACCGCCCCCGGGGCCGGCCUGGGAGUUCGCGGCAGCCCCGUCCCAGUCCCUGGGCCGUGGCACCAGGCCCCCCAGGGGUGGGCGCCGGGUCCCGCCGGCCAGUAUCCGGGACGGCGCUCGCACCCGGGUGCCAGCCCGUGGGAAGAUCCGAUUCCGGAGCUGCCAUGAUUGAAGUGGUAGCAGAGCUGAGCAGAGGUCCUGUGUUUCUGGCAGGGGAGGCGCUGGAGUGUGUGGUGACCGUCACCAACCCCCUGCCCCCCACGGCCACUUCUGCAUCCAGUGAGGCUCUGGCAUGGGCCAGUGCCCAAAUCCACUGCCAGUUCCAUGCCAGUGAGAGUCGAGUAGCACUGCCUCCCCCUGACUCCAGUCAGCCAGAUGUCCAGCCUGAGAGCCAGACUGUCUUUCAACCACACCGAGGUGAGAGGGGUCAGUGUAUCCUUUCCACUCCACCAAAAAUCCUAUUCUGUGACUUGAGGCUAGACCCUGGAGAGUCGAAAUCAUACUCCUACAGCGAAGUGCUGCCUAUAGAGGGACCACCCUCCUUUCGGGGUCAGUCAGUCAAGUAUGUCUACAAACUGACCAUUGGCUGCCAACGUGUCAACUCACCCAUCACUUUACUCAGGGUCCCUCUGAGGGUUCUUGUGCUGACUGGCCUUCAAGAUGUCCGCUUUCCCCAGGAGGAGGCAGUAGCCCCAUCCAGUCCAUUCUUGGAAGAGGAUGAAUGUGGCAAGAAGGACUCAUGGCUCGCUGAGCUGGCUGGGGAGCGCCUUAUGGCUGCCACAUCCUGCCGCAGCCUCCAUCUGUACAACAUCAGCGAUGGCCGAGGAAAAGUUGGGACAUUUGGCAUCUUCAAAUCUGUAUACAGACUUGGCGAGGACGUGGUGGGGACCUUAAACUUAGGGGAAGGAACUGUAGCUUGUUUGCAGUUUUCAGUGAGCUUACAGACGGAGGAGCGUGUGCAGCCUGAGUACCAGCGGCGCCGCGGGGCAGGGGGUGCCCCCUCUGUGUCUCAUGUCACUCAUGCCCGGCACCAGGAGUCCUGCUUACAUACAACCAGAACGAGCUUCUCCCUCCCCAUCCCUCUCAGCUCCACACCAGGCUUCUGCACAGCCGUUGUAUCCCUGAAGUGGCGUUUGCAUUUUGAAUUUGUAACAUCCCGAGAACCAGGUUUGGUGCUCCUACCUCCCAUGGAACAGCCCGAACCUGUCACCUGGACAGGGCCUGAGCAAGUGCCCGUGGACACCUUCAGCUGGGACCUCCCCAUCAAGGUGCUGCCUACAAGCCCUACCCUGGCCUCAUAUGCGGCCCCAGGCCCCAGCACCAGCACCAUAACCAUCUGAAACUGGCCCACGUGGCACUACUUUCUUCAAGAUCCUGAGAACUCAGCACCUGACUCUAGUAGGGCCCAUUUUUUCCACCUGGGGUCCAGUGGCACAGAUAAUGAGAGGCAGGCUUUCGGCUGUAGCAUUCAUUUAUUUAUUCAGAAUAAAUCGGAAGCUGCUAGUGGUUUCCCUGGAAGUGGCAGCAGCAGUGGGCAGUCAGCAAAAGGGCGGCCAGUUGAGUUUAGCUGGAGUGGGGAGCAGGAGCCGCAGGAAUAGGGGUGUUAGCUGAGCCCCACUCUGGGUCGGGCCCUCCCCCUUUGCAGGGCAGCCGAGGGUCCGAUUUUUGCACCAGGGAGAACUUGCACGUUCCUGCCUCCUGACGU